AUGGCAGAAACCAUGAGGCAAACUGUUGCUACGAUAUUAAAAAGUAUCGAAAGGUACAACCCGGCCAACCUGCAAACAUUGGAGAGGUAUGUUGAAAUGCAGUCCAGGGAAAAUACCUAUGACUUGGAAGCUAACCUAGCUGUCUUAAAAUUAUAUCAGUUUAAUCCAGAGAAAUUCAACCCAGAUAUUACAUGCCAAAUUCUAUUGAAGGCGCUUACAAAUUUCCCUCAUACUGAUUUUACUUUGUGCAAAUGCCUGUUACUGGAGUCGGUUGUUGAGAAUGAAACAAUCUCUCAGAUUAAGUAUUUGGCGGAUAUAUUAGAACAAUGUGACUUUGCUCAGUUCUGGAAUAGAGUGCACCAAAUGCCUGAACUUUGCAAUCGCAUCAGCAGCUUUCAUGACUCAAUUCGAAAGUUUGUUUGUCACGUAGUUGGGAUAACUUUUCAGACUAUUGACAAAGCUAAUUUAGCAAAUCUGUUAGGAGGAAUUGAUGAUGUCACCUUAAAACACUGGGUUAAGAAAUAUGGAUGGAGGGAUGAUGGUAAUCUGAUAUUCAUUGCUAAUCAAGAUGAAAAUAUCAAGACCAAGAACAUAACAGAAAAAAUUGAAUUUGAUCAUCUUGCCCCAUUGAUGACAAUUUUGUAA
Molecule: messenger RNA, 645 nt
Organism: Leptosia nina
Lineage: Eukaryota; Metazoa; Arthropoda; Insecta; Lepidoptera; Pieridae
Source: the annotation of a GenBank genome assembly